AAGAGUAUACGAACCAUUCGCAUUCUCUGGAUAGCGCCAAAAUGGCUUCCAGAUAUUCUCCACUCCCUCUCUCUCUCUCACUCACUCUGAUCCUAUCUUCCAUUUCAUAAUCUGGGGUGCCCUUUAAGCCCCUUCCAGAUUUAGGAGUCAGAUUUUUUUUCUUCAACUGAAACAACAAUGGCAUCUUCACUCACCCCCAUCUCAGCAAUUACUUCAAACACCCAAUCAUUGCCCGUAUCCACAAGGAAACCUUCAGUUUAUUCUGCCCUGAACGCAAGAGCCAUGGCCAAAGAGCUCUACUUCAACCAUGAUGGUUCAGCCACUAGAAAGCUCCUGGCAGGGGUGGACUUGGUGGCAGAGUUGGUGGGAGUAACUCUGGGUCCAAAGGGCAGGAACGUGGUGUUGCAGAACAAGUAUGGGCCUCCCAAGAUUGUCAAUGAUGGUGAAACUGUUCUCAAAGAGAUAGAGCUGGAAGAUCCUUUGGAAAACGUUGGGGUGAAAUUGGUGAGACAAGCUGGAGCAAAGACGAAUGAUCUUGCUGGUGAUGGUUCCACUACAUCAAUAGUUCUUGCUCGAGGUUUAAUUGCUGAAGGUGUGAAGGUUAUUGCAGCAGGCCUGAACCCCAUUCAGAUCUCCCGAGGAAUUGAGAAAACUGCAAAGGCCCUUGUUUCUGAACUCAAACAAAUGUCCAGAGAGGUAUUCAGGAUAAAAUUUGCAAAAAAAAAAACCAUAUUGACUAUAACACAGGUGGAAGAUCAUGAGCUUGCAGAUGUAGCAGCUGUUAGUGCAGGAAAUGAUUAUGCCGUAGGAAACAUGAUAUAUGACGCACUUCAACAAGUAGGAAGAAGGGGUGUAGUUACAAUUGAGAAAGGAAAUUAUGCUGAGAAUGCUUUGCAGAUUGUAGAAGGAAUGCAUUUUGAUCGUGGAUACUUGUCCCCUUACUUUGUAACUGAUAGGCAGAAAAUGAUAGUGGAGUUCCAUGACUGCAAGUUACUUCUGGUCGACAAAAAAAUCACAAACCCAAAGGAGAUGUUUAAAUUAUUGGACAAUGCUGUUAAGGAGAAAUACCCAAUUGUGAUAGUUGCAGAGGGCAUUGAGCCGGAAGCUCUGGCUCCAGUAAUUAGGAACAAACUCAGGGGCGUGCUGAGGGCAGCUGCUAUUAAAGCUCCUGCCUUUGGUGAGCGCAAGAGCCACUACUUAGAUGACAUCGCUAUCUUGACUGGAGGGACUGUAGUCAGGGAUGACAUGGGCUUGUCCCUUGAAAAGGCUGGAAAGGAGGUACUGGGUAGUGCUACCAAGGUGGUGAUAACUAAGGAUUCUACAUUGAUUGUAACAGAUGGAACCACUCAAGAGGCUGUCAAGAAGAGAAUUUCUCAAAUUCAAAAGCUUGUUGAGAACACUGAAGAAAAAUUUCAGAAGAAAAUACUGAAUGAACGAAUAGCAAGGUUAUCUGGAGGAAUUGCCAUUCUACAGGUAGGAGCACAAACACAAGUGGAGCUGAAGGAUAAGCAUUUGAGAAUUGAAGAUGCUCUUAAUGCGACUAAGGCAGCUAUUGAGGAAGGCAUUGUUGUUGGUGGUGGUUGCAGCCUUUUGAGGCUAUCUUCAAAAGUAGAUCAUAUCAAGGAAAUUCUGGGCGAUGAAGAGCAGAAGAUUGGAGCCGAGAUCUUCAGGAGAGCUUUGACCUAUCCUAUAAGGCAGAUAGCUAAGAAUGCUGGUGUAAAUGGCAACAUUGUUAUAGAUAAGGUUCUGUCCAAUCACGAUUUAAGGUAUGGGUACAAUGCUGCAACAGACCACUAUGAGGAUCUAAUGGCUGCUGGAAUUAUUGAUCCAUCAAAGGUAGUUAGAUGUUGUUUGGAGCAUGCAGCAUCUGUUGCCAGAACAUUUUUGACAUCGGAUGCAGUUGUUGUCGACAUCAAGGACCCAGAGCCCGUCCCGAUUAGAAAACCUAUGCCGACAUCAGUUCGUGCAGGCAUUGGACCCGUUGGGUUUUAGUUCGUGGGAAUCCAUUGCUAUCUCAUAUUUUUACUGUUCAUGCUCAAGGUCCAUCAUUUCAGAUAAUGAGUUAUGCCAGAGCUCCAAAACAGCUUAACACUUGACCUGAAUUUGCACCAGCCAUUAUUCAUCGUGGUCUUUUAUUUCAAGUAGACUUGCCAAAGGAGUAGUUUCAGUUCAUUCCUUCAGAUCAUGUUGAUUCCAUGUCAUGUUGACAAAACAAGCAUUUUAACUGCAGAUUGCACCAAAUGAAGGCUAGUUUCUUGAAGAGAAUGAUGCACUCUUUGUCUGGUUUGACUUGCAAAAAUCGAGUGAUCUCAUGAAUAAGAGGAUCUAACAUAUGAUCACUUUAGCUCACCGCGAGUAGAGGAAUAGCAUGGACCCUGAAGCUUGCUACCUGAGCCAAGCCAAAUUUUGUAGGAAACAACAUCACACUGGAAUGCCUGAAGGAAAAACCUUAGCUUUGUGCUAUUGUGGUAUUUUUUAUAUUCUCAGUGUUACUUGCACUUAAUCUUGAAACCAUACUUCUGAGUCCUGCUGAUUCAAGAAACUAUGUGCAUUGUGGAAUCUAUAAUGAUUUAUUUGGCU
Diospyros lotus (date-plum) is the source of this 2580-nucleotide messenger RNA. RefSeq names its product chaperonin 60 subunit beta 4, chloroplastic. The coding region runs from base 178 to 1992 and encodes 604 amino acids. The record is from RefSeq and is a predicted model, not a curated record. NCBI's taxonomy places the organism in Eukaryota, Viridiplantae, Streptophyta, Magnoliopsida, Ericales, Ebenaceae. Gene Ontology annotation, molecular function: ATP-dependent protein folding chaperone; ATP binding. Gene Ontology annotation, cellular component: chloroplast stroma. The transcript has 14 exons. Gene Ontology annotation, biological process: protein refolding.